CGUUGUGCUGUAAUGCGAGCCUCCUCCUACUCCUCUUCCUCCUCCUCCUCAUCCACCGCCACCACCGACCACCCGAGCCGCUCGCGCAUCAUGCGCGGCGCAAACAACCCAAGGCGCGUCUCCCUUUGAAGAAGGGAAUCCGUAACGGCGCGUUGCGAGACGCAGCGGCGGCGGCGGCGGAGGAAGGGAGCGAGUGAGGAGUGGAGUCCCGUGGGCUCGUCCGCUGGCCCGUGCCCGCUGCGCUCGGGGAUAAAGCGCGGCGCAAUCCGAGGGAGACCGAGAGCCUCAAAAGCUCCGAGAGUUGUUCUCGGUGCUCUCUCCAACUUGGGAGUAAAAUACGCAGCGAGCGAGCGUUGUGUAUGGAGCCCGUCAGGAUGUCCGCUCUCGUCCUGUUCGCCCUGGCUGCGCACGCUGCCGCUGCGAUGGAGUUUACCGGCAGCUGUUCAUUUGAGGAUGACUUCGGGGCCUGUGGAUACCGCCAAGACACGGACGACACCUUCGACUGGGAGCAAGUGAACGCGCGAGAGUUUCCCGAGUUGGAGGGAGCCAUCCCACACGCCGACGUGGACACGUACAUGCUGGCGAACACGUCCGACCGCGUGCCGGGGCAGUGGGCCACCUUGCGUCUGCCACAGAUCAAGAAGAACGACACGCACUGCCUGGAUUUCCACUACCACCUCUCGGCGCCCGGCCGCCUCAGCCCCGGGACCCUCAACGUUUACGUGGCCGUCAACGGGGGGCCUCUCGCCAACCCCAUCUGGAACGCCAGCGAGAGCAUGGGCCGCCGCUGGGCACGUGCCGAGCUGGCCAUCAGCACGUUCUGGCCAAACAGCUAUCAGGUGAUAUUUGAAGCGGUGUCUUCUGGUGUUGAACUGGGUUACAUAGCUAUCGAUGAUGUGCAAGUCCACAGCUAUCCAUGCAACAAAGCUCCUCAUUUCCUUCGACUGGGCAGCGUCGAAGUGAACGCCGGACAGAACGCCACCUUCCAAUGCAUUGCCACAGGGAAGGCUCUCACCAAUGAACUCCUCUGGUUGCAGAGGAGCAAUGGGCAGGACAUCCCCGUGAGUGGAACGAAGCUGGUGAACCACAGAAGAUUCGCGGCAUCCUUUGGUGUGCCGCACGCCGCACGCUCGCACGCCGACAUUUACCGUUGCGUCACGGGCUCAGCUGACGGCGCGGGGGUGUCCAACUUUGCACAGCUCAUCGUGAAAGAGCCACCUACGCCCGUGGCUCCCCCGCAGCUGGUGGGAGCCGGUGCCACGUACCUGCUGGUGCAGCUCAAUGCCAACUCCAUCGCGGGCGACGGCCCCGUGGUGCUGCGCGAGGUGGAGUACCGACUGCCUGCCUCCGUCGGCGGCUGGGCCGAGACUCACGCCGUGAACGCCGCCACGUACAAACUGUGGCACCUGGACCCGGACACGCGCUAUGAGGUGCGCGUGCUGCUCACGAGGCCAGGCGAGGGUGGCACGGGCAAGUCGGGGCCGCCCCUCCUCGCCAGGACCAAGUGCGCCGAGCCGACUCGGCCGCCCCGCGGGCUCCUCGUCACGUCCGUGGGCUCGCGGAAGCUCUCCGUGGAGUGGGAGCGCGUGGGCUACAACGUGACCCGGUGCAGCAACUUCAGCGUGGCCGUGCGCUGCCGGUACCGGCGCGGAGGAGGAGGCGGCGGAGGCGGCGGAGGCGGAGGGUGGGGUGGGAGCAGCGGGGUCAGUCCUGAGAUUGUGCGGGAGGAGAUAUGGAAGGCCGAGGUGGCACCUGAGGCCUCCGACGGCAGCAAGAGGGACCGAGAAACCAGCCCCCCCGCUCUCGCCAAGGGAGGCGGGAAAGGCCCCGGCAUCGCGGCGGCCAGGGGGUCAACGUCCGUGAAGGGCGGCGAGGCUCUGCGGGUUCUCGCGCAGCACACGCUCUACGACCUCCCGCCGUUCACCAACAUCAGCGUGAGGCUGGUGCUGUCCAACCCGGAGGGGCGCAAGGAGAGCGAGGAGAUUGUGACGCAGACCGAUGAAGAUGUGCCAGGUCCCAUUCCGGAGGACUCGAUCCGAGGGGACACGUUUGAGGAUCGGAUAUUUCUGCAGUGGAGCUGUCCCACAGAGACCAAUGGCCUCAUAAGCCUCUACGAGAUCACGUACCAGGCCGUGAGCUCCUUCGAUCCGAGCUUGGUGGCGGCAGCUCGCAGCGGCGUCAUCCACAGAGCGAGCAACGAGACGGCCCACCUCUUCUCUGGCCUCUUCCCCGGCACGUCGUACGCCUUCACGCUACGCGCCAGCACCGUGAAGGGCUACGGACUCCCGGUCACUGUCCGCCUGAGCACCAACAUCUCCGCGCCGACCCUGCCUCGUUACGAGUUUGACGAGCCACUCAACGAGACAGACACGACCAUCACCGUUCUGCUGCAGCCGGCGGCUUCGAAGGGCGCGCCCGUCAGUGCCUACCAGCUGGUGGUGAAGGAGAACCGGCAGCAGCAGCAGCAGCAGAAGCCAAGGGUGCGGCGUGACCUGGACCGCACGGUGGGCUCGGCAGUGGCGGCAGCAGCAGCAGCAGCACCGCCCUCGCCUGCAUCGCACCCUGCCGCUGCUGCGGCGGUGGCGGCUGCCGCCUCGGGGGAGCGAGCCGCGUCCCGCGGCGACGCCGCAAGCUGCUUCUUCGAGCCCAUCGGCUUCCAGGCGGCGUCGGCGCGCGACUCGCCGCACUACUUUGCCGCCGAGCUUCCCCCGGCCGCGCUGCCGAGCCCGUCGCGCUUCGUCGUGGGCGACAACCGCACGUACAACGGCUUCUGGAACGCGCCGCUCACGCCCGAGAAAAGCUACGACGUGUACUUCCAGGCUGUGAGCCAGUCGGCCGGGGAAAUCAAGAUCGACUGCGUACGCGUCGGAAGGAAGGGUGCCUCGCCGCGACCACCAGCCGCCCCGGCGCCCGAGCGGCAGAUGGACCACACCAUGCGGGUGGCGGGCAUCGUGGCCGGGUCGCUCGCCCUCAUCCUCGUAAUCAUGGCCCUGCUCAUCAUUUUCCGCAGGAGGAAAAUGUCCAAAAAGCGCAAGGAGGGCGGCAAUGGUGGCAGCCGGCAGGAGAUGACGCUGAUGGUGCACGCGAUGGACAAGAGCUUCGUGGAGCAGAGCGCCCUGCACGGUGAAGAGCCUCUCGCCUUCCUCAACGCGCACAACGGCACCGGCAGAUCUUUCUCAUCGCCAGCACUUUCUGACAAGAGCCAUACCAAUAACAGCAAAGCCUGCCACCCUUGCUACGUUUCAGAUGAGAACCAUGGCAGUGCGAACUGCUCAGCGGAGCAGCCUGGCCCCGCUUGCGGUCCCAGUGUGGUCGGUGUCAUCGGCUGCAGUGGUGGCGGUGGUGGCAGUGGUGGUGGUGGCGGUGGUGGCAGUGGCGGUGGAGGAGGAGGCAGCAUGGCUAAGGCGGUGCGGUCAUUCCACACGCACCACGGCCCGCCGAGCCAGCCGCACCACCUGCCUCCCCACGCACCGCCCCCUCAGCCUCCAAUGCCACCGCAGCAACAACUGCAGCAACAGCCGCAACAACAACCGCAACAACCGCAACAACAACCACAGCAACCACAGAGGCACCGGCGCCCAAGGGAUGGGCCCGACUCACCUGCCUACCACACAGGGCGGCUGCACCCUGCAGUGCGCGUGGCUGAUCUACUGCAGCACAUUGGACAGAUGAAGACCGGGGAGGGCUAUGGCUUCAAAGAGGAGUAUGAGAGUUUUUUUGAGGGACAGUCGGCUCCGUGGGAUGUGGCUAAGCGAGAUGAAAAUCGGGCCAAGAACAGAUACGGCAACAUCAUCGCUUAUGACCAUUCCAGGGUGAUGUUGAAUGUAUUGGACGAGGAACAAAACAGUGAUUACAUCAAUGCCAACUACGUUGACCUGCGUUGCUGCCGAGAGCUGAGCAUGGGAUACUACCGAACGCACCAUUAUAUCGCCACACAAGGUCCGCUUCCCGACACAGUUGGCGGCUUCUGGAGGAUGAUCUGGCAGGAACGCAGUGCCAGCAUCAUAAUGGUCACCAAUCUGGUGGAAGUGGGCAGGAUCAAGUGUUGCAAGUACUGGCCCGAUGGCAGUGACGUGUAUGGGGACAUCAAGGUGACACUGGCAGACACGGAGAUGCUGUCGGAAUACAUCAUCCGAACGUUUCGCGUGGAGCGGGCAGGGCAGGAGGACAUCCGGGAGGUGCGACAGUUCCACUUCACGGGUUGGCCUGACCACGGGGUGCCGUACCACGCCACUGGACUGCUCGCGUUCAUCCGCCGUAUCAAGGCCCUCGACCCACCGCACGCAGGGCCUCUGGUUGUCCACUGCAGCGCUGGGGCUGGCAGGACCGGCUGCUACAUGGUGAUCGACAUCAUGCUGGACAUGGCAGAGAGCGAGGGCGUCAUCGACAUUUACAACUGCGUGCGGGAGCUGCGUACCAGGCGCGUCAACAUGGUGCAGACAGAGGAGCAGUACGUGUUCAUCCACGAUGCCAUGCUGGAGGCGUGCCUGUGUGGGGACACGUGCAUCCCUGCCGGGGAUUUCCGUGCGGCGUACGCCGAAAUGCUGCGCCCCGACCCACAGAGCAGCUCCAACCACAUCAAGGACGAGUUUCAGACCCUGAAUAUGGUGACGCCGCCGCUGCGCGUCGAGGACUGCAGCAUCGCCCUGCUGCCGCGGAACCACGAGAAGAACCGCUACCACGACGUGCUCCCCCCCGACCGCUGCCUGCCCUUCCUCAUCACCAUCAACGGGGACAGCAGCAACUACAUCAACGCGGCGCUCAUGGACAGUUACAGACAACCGUCGGCAUUCAUCGUCACGCAGCACCCACUGCCCAACACCGUGAAGGACUUCUGGCGGCUGGUAUUUGACUACCACUGCACCUCCAUCGUCAUGCUCAACGAGCUGGACUCCAAUAAGUACUGUCCUCAAUACUGGCCAGAAGAGGGUAUGCUUUGCCACGGACCCAUCCAGGUCGAGUUUGUGGCAUUCAACAUGGAAGGAGACAUCAUAACAAGAACUUUCCGCAUCUGUAACGUGGCCCGGCCGCAGGAUGGCUGCCGCAUGGUGGAGCAGUUCCACUACCUGGGCUGGCCUGCCGGGCGGGAGGUGCCGGCUUCGCGGCACUCGUUCCUGCGCCUCGUGCUGGCGGCCGAGCGCUGGCGGGAGGAGUACGGCAUGGACGGCCGCACGGUGGUGCACUGCCUCAAUGGAGCGGGUCAGUGCGGCACCUUCUGUGCCGUGAGCGUGGUGUGCGAGAUGAUCAAGAGACAGAAUGCCGUCGACGUAUUCCACGCCAUCAAGUCACUUCGGAACAACAAGCCAAACAUGCUGGAGACUCUGAGUCAAUACCAGUUUUGUUACGACGUGGCACUGGAAUACCUAGAGACUGUUUAAGAACAAGGCUCUCGCACACACGGGGAGCAUCCAAGUGAAGAGCUCAGACUUUUUUUGUAUUCGCAUGGAAAGGAGCUGCAGAGAGAACAAGUGAAGAAUGGUUUAACCCAGCGCUCCUGGUCCGAGAUCAGGGCUCCAUUUUGUUUUUCAAUUUCUCAUGGAAUAUUUUUUCCGGGGCUCCUAUCCACAUACCACACCCCCUGCCUCGCAGAAGUGGCAAGAAAUGGGGGGGGAUAGAUUUGUUUUUCUUCUAGUUCUCAGCCCAGGGAAACUCCGGCUGAAAUUCAACACCGCGAGAUGUAAUCUUCUGGAAGAGUUUAAAUAUGGACGACACAUGUAACCAUAUAAUCAAGUGUUUAUAAUUUGCUUGUAUAUUUACAUUUUUAUUGCUUGUUUAUUUUUGCCAUAUGUUUACCAUAUCAACAGGUUAUUGUGAUAAGAUCAAUGUUUCAGAGGUGUAUCUACAUUUACCUGCAUACUACAAGUGAGCAUUGCACAACGCCACGAUGUCACUCUUUGCCACGUGACAUCCUUUUCAUUGCAAUUACUUGUAAAGGAUUUAUUGUGCAGAAGAUACAAUACGUACAUUGGCAGCAGUACAGUUUGAUAUUUUUCAUAUUGGAGUUGAUAAAUGUGCAAUUUCCUGAAUACGAACAACAUCAAAGCACGCUUUACUUUUACAUAUUACCCAAGUGUUGGCCAAAUAUUACCGUGAUUACAUGCCACUAAGCUUCCCUAUAAAGCCACCUAUCGGCACAGUAAAACUUGGAAUACCCGGCCGGGUACGGGUAGCCGGGUAUCGGGUAGGGUACGGGUAUCGGGUACCUGGUUGCGACCUCUGCUAUAUAUUACUGGACGAACUGUUGGGAUAAAUGCCAAUGGCGAGAACCUUUUAAGGCCGGCAUGGCGCACGAGAAGGUGGGGUGGUCAACCCCUGCAUGACUUCUUUUGUCUCCGCAAUGCUGAUGUUUACUUAUUUAGGGCCGAGUAAACCUAGGGAAGACUCAGGACCGGUACAGAUAUCACUCGCCACUGAUGUAAGCCAUGGCAGGGAAUCGAACUUUGAUCGCAAGGUUUAUGCGCCACCCACCGAACCACAUACACACUGAAUACGUGCAUGUGUGUGUGUGUCAGAAGCUUCAUACUGGAGGGAUCCGAUGAGUUACAAUGCUCUUUUUCACAAAUGUCCAGUAGGGGCAGGUAGGAAAAUUUCAACAACAAACAAUACAAACUCACGAUAGGAGUGCAAAGUAUAGGGAAAGUAAGCGAAUCAUAAAAUACAAAUUUACUUUUUUAAUACAAAUAAACGUUUUAUUUUACCAGGUAAAGCCCAUGGAACUAUUAUCUUCUUUAGAUAUAAGCUACAGCACGUCCAUAUGAACCAGAAUUUUGACAGUGGUGCCAUAAAGGUAAGGCUGGCCCUUCGUUGUGAUAUUCUAGGAAUUUUUCUGUGAAAAAAAUAUAAUUAGCCUCAUCUUGACGUUUGGCAAGAUAGUGAUGAUUAUGCAAAAUUGCAGAGGAACCCUGCAGUGUUCAAUUAAUAGUGUAUUGGUCAUGGUAUGUUGAUUGGUGUGGGUUCAGGUCAUGUUGAAUUGUAGUUAAGCUUACUAAUUUCAAGGAAGAUGGACAACAGUGCAAACUCUUUGGCAGGCUGCUUUCAAUGUAGAUGGGACAUAGACGUCUUGAAAUGAGGUAAUUAAGGAGAGACUGUCACCGUCUGGGAUUAUAAAUAAACAUCCGUUCUGUGUGAAGAAAAGAACAUCCAUAUUUUUGGUUUAGUUAGCAUUUGAGUUAGAAAUGCAGCAUUGAACACAAUGAUCAUGUAUUGGAGAAAGUUACUUCAACAUUUCUAUAGAUUCACUGUGGACAAAAAUAAACCUAAAUGUAUUUUAUGAGACAUUGAAAUAUAUGUUAAACUGUUCACUUUCAUAUCGGUUUGAGCUGGUUCAGAGCCACAAAUGUGGCAUGAACGUUGGUGUCUGAAAGAGGCGUUGGACAACUACAUUACCGAAUUUAGUUAUGAAUACUUUUAAUGAAUUGGUACAGUCAGUCCAAUUGUAAUGGACGCAUGUUUAUUAUAUUAUUUUUAACUGUACAUAGGUGUGGGUUUGAACAGAAAGAGACUAUUCAGAAGCAUUUUUCUGGCUUCAUGUUAACGUACAUAAGAAGAGUAUGUGUAUUUAAUAUGAAGCAUAUUCGAAUAUCGUCUCACUUUGGCUGUGAAAAAGUCCUUGAUUUAUACCGUUUAUAGCUGUGUGCCACCUCUUUAAAACAUUAUGGUUGUGUCAUCCAUUUGUCGUGGGAAAUAAAACAUGCGUACAUGAAGUAAUCAUAAAGCCUCUGUUGAGAAUUAAGUUAGGGAGAGACGUGUUGGAAGAAUGCGUUGUUUAUUUCGUUUUUAGUAAAUGAAGGUCUGCAAUGACCGAUGGGUCAGGGAAAUAUAAUUUAUAGAAAUUUCAUAUUUUCACAACAAAUUCCCUGAAUUAACUGCAAAUGACGAUUUGGAAAGGGAUGGAUGAUAAUGACCCUAGUGAUCAAAUCGAAGAAUGUUCACCAAAUGCACCUUAAUUAGAUAUUAUAUUUCGCAUAAUCGUUCAAUAGAAAUGUAGGUGUUCCAAGAUCAAUGUGAAAAUGUCGCAUGUAAAUUACGUUUCCAUAUGUUUUUCUAAAGGAGACAUUUUUACGAUAUCAAAUACAGACAUUGAAGACGAAUAACACGUUUUUAAAUCUUGUUUGGUAGGGGUUUUUUUAAUUCUUCUAAGGCGUUGUACGAGCCUACGACCCCGAGUAUCACGUUUUAGCAAUGUCGCCGACAAUAGUAGUCUUUGAAUAGUUUUAAUUUGUCGUCAAACAAAAUGCAAGUGCAAUGUGGAAAUGUGAGGACAACACAAUUACGUAGAACAAUAAAAACCAAAGAUCGCUCCAACAUGGCAGAAAUGUUUUGCCAGGUUGUGCACGAGUUACUAGCGAUCGUACGAGCACGUUUCAACACGCAAGUAUUUGUGCUAGAUCAGUUUAUCAUUUGAAACAUUUGUAUUGUUUGUAGAGGUAAGAUAACAGGAUACUUGUUUAUAUUUUGUGUACAAUGUGUGGAGCAUUUACAACGAGCGUUGAUACUGCCACUACGACGGUUUUUGCCCCCAUUCAGAUGAUUCCCACCGUUCGUCUCCAGAUUUCAGAUGGAGGAGCUACUCUGUGAUUACGCAUUAACCCGCUGCUUGUGCAAGUCUACAGAAACCCGGUUUAGGUGCAGAAGUGAAAUUUAUCGCUCACUGACCACUGCUAUAGUGGGAAGGGCCUCUACAUAUACGGAGCCCGAGGAGAUAUUUGGCCUAUCCUGUCACGAUGACCGGCUGUACGUGUCGGUGCAAACUAUGAAGUUGUUUUUUAUAUGGCGCUGCUGUACCGUUGCACAGUUUGAUCGCAUGGUCACCACAGGCACCUGGGUGACAUUAUUUGAGAGGCUCAUAUACAUGUGUUUUUUUAAGAGACUAGAAUUAACUUGUUUUUACAGUUAUGUUUUAAUUAUGAAAUGGGGUUGUUUUUUUAUACGUGGGAAAAUACUAUGUAACACGGUUUUUGUUACUGGGUAGUAAGUGUUAUUUUCUAAUUGCUUAUGCCUCAAAGUACAUAAAAUGGGUAUUAUUCCCCACAAACUUUGCUUUUGUGACCAGAACUUUACGUGAAGGAAUGACACAAAUGCACACGUUUUUUCAUUGAAAAUUAGUUACAUUUCAAAAUAUCAAUGUCCUGCUCACAAAAGCAAAGUUUAUGGGGAAUUAUUCCCAUUUUCUGUACUUUUGACGCAUAACCAAUUAGGAAAUAACACUUACUACCCAGGAACAAAUUUUUGUUACACAGUGAAGUAAGAGUGCAAGGUUGCGACGAGCAGAGCAAUUGUAGCCGAUAACCCGAGGCCACGGGUUCAUUGCGUCAAUCCACCAGCAGAUUCCCCGUCUGUGUGCGAUUCCUGUGGCUGGACACGUGGACGCGACUUGAGACACAUUGUUCGAAGCGUCAGUGAUGAGAUCCGUCGUUCUGAUUGUUCAGGCUACUUAUUGUUUUUCAUGUAUUGAUGUUGCGUACACAACUAUUGCACAUGCUGUGUUUGGCGCACCAUGCUUUGAGAUAUGCCACCUUUUGAAUGACGUGCUCAAUUGAGUUUGUGUUUAUUACUUACCGUGCGAUCUUUGUCAGGUUCCAUGAGAGCAAGGUCUCGUAAGAGUGAGGUGUCAAGAAUAAAGGUUUUUACAGAAGCCCCCUUUGCCUGGUUUUGUAAAUUCGGCUGGCCCACUUUUCGUAUGCGAUGGGAAAGUUCGUGUCCCACCUAAACAAACAAAAAAUCCGAAAACCUAGGUGACCUGUUGGUGAAAUGAACUCUCUCUACGUGAGGUUUGCAUCAGUACGAUUGUAUAAUUUGCAGCCCUCGUCAAUCCAUUGCUGAAUGAAGGCCUCCCCAAUGCCGUGUCGGUCAUACUUUUACCACGCUGGUCAAUGUGGGUUGGAGAGGGAGGUGGGUGGGUGCAGACCGGUUCGGAUAAAACUUGCCACCGAUGUUGGCUGUGGCCAGGAAUGAAAAAAACUCAGGUUGCCGAGUUCAUAUUCCCCAACAAAAAAAAACAUUUCAAGGAGUUAAAGGGACAAUUCCUUUCGGCAAACUAUCUCGAUUGAUGUAUUCUCUUUCAGAUGCCGGGAGACAUUUCGGUAGAUUUGCCUGAACAAUGCAGUGCGCUAACCCCCCAAGCCAAUUGAUUAGAACUGUGCUAUUCCGGUAUUUAAGCGAUAGAUUAUUGAUAAACAAUCACCGAUAUGAUUACUCGACGAAUCUGAUUAACAUGAAAUUUUGGAAAUACGUGUUCACCUCCGUUCCCAACUGUGGGCUGUCCCAAAGAUAUUGGAUGGGGGCUCGAUUGUGAGUAGCGUCAUCAGGCAUUGUCAUGCUGUGCGUGGCUUGUUGGGUGGUUUCCUGCCUUCAGGAGGCAUGAUGUUGGGAGCGGCUGCAAUGUUUUCAAAAGAACCUCGAGUAAUCGAUUUAGUUCAUCAAUUGAUUUUGAUCGACUUCCAGGUGUUUCGUAGAUGUUUCCCCUACAGACAGGAAACAGGUACAUUAUAAUUUUGAUUUAAAGCUUUCGUGACUGCAGGGAUUCAUAUUCUUGGUUCUUUCGGUAAAGUCACGUAGAAGGGAAAUAAUAAAAUAAUAUUAAUAUAAAACAAUACAAAUUAUCACGACGUUUCGACUUCAACACAAGCAAUCAUCAUCAGGUGUGAUUGUUAUGAUAUAUUAUAUUAUUUUAUUAUUUCCCUUCUACGUGACUUUACCGAAUGAACCAAGAAUAUAGGUACAUUAUAUUAAACAGUAGUUGGCCUCAUAUUUUUGAUUAGUUUGUUGUCCUCCCGCACCUCCGAUUAGCACGGUUGGCUACGCACGGUGUGAAAGAAGUUCAACAUACAUAUACAGAGGGUCCAGAUGUCUUGUGACCCCCCAUUUAAUUAUCUAAAACUUUGUUUUAAGUAAGGUUUAUUUAAAACAAAUGAAUAUGCAAAGGGGAAAAAAGGGGUCGCCAGCCAUCAGUUCCACCCUGUGCAUAGGCUUUAAGUGCAAAACAAUGCCGAUGUCCAUGGUAUUUGUGAUUUGUAAGAAGUUUUUGCAUUUGCAACACCUCGGAUUAGCACGGUUGGCGACGUAAGGUGCGAAAGAAGUUCAACAUACAUGUGUACGACACUGUACGUGCACGUGAUGCAUAGGCAACAUGUAACGCGUGCGGCGGCAGGCCCAUCAUCGUUUAAAAAAAGUAGACCCAUCGUUAUUGCUUUAAGUUUUCAACCAAAAAAGCAUUCGAAUGCCCCUAAUGUGACACGGAUAGAAAACAAAAUAGCAUCGUUUAAAUAUAGUUGUUUAGAAAUCGGUGUAUAUGUCACAGUCUGCUCAUUAGGUAAGAAAAAAAAUGCAUCAUGCUGGUCAUGAAUAAACACAAGAGUGAAUGUUGUUUUUCUAUUAACUGUAUAAUAAUACUACGAAGUGAUUUUCUGCAGAAUUUACCCGUAAUUUGAACACAGAAUGUUAGUUUAUUUUCAAAAUACAAAAAUAUAUUUCAUUUGCAGAUGCUAAAAAACGAUACAUCUUUGGCGUCUCGUGUUUGUAUAGCUUACAGCUGGUAAAUUGCACAUAUGACGCUUCUUUGUUUGCUUAGAUAUUCAGACGCAUUUGAUAUUGUUAAUACAGUACAUAGUAAUGUUAUCGUGUACCAAAUAAAGGAUUUGUUUUCGAA
Messenger RNA from Lethenteron reissneri (Far Eastern brook lamprey), 11647 nucleotides. Its product is annotated as receptor-type tyrosine-protein phosphatase kappa-like. Gene Ontology annotation, molecular function: protein binding; protein tyrosine phosphatase activity. Lineage: Eukaryota; Metazoa; Chordata; Hyperoartia; Petromyzontiformes; Petromyzontidae. Gene Ontology annotation, cellular component: membrane. Gene Ontology annotation, biological process: protein dephosphorylation. The record is from RefSeq and is a predicted model, not a curated record.